AUGCCAAUCACCAUCCUGCCGCCAGCUGCCGCGGCGUCCGUGUACGCCCGCCCGGAUUCCGACGAGGAGGACGGCGCCUUCGACUCCGAUGGUGACGUCGACAUGGAAGGUGCGACCCGUGCCUCGAAACGGGCCCGCACUUCGCACAAAAGCAUUGUCACCCCUGGAGAGACGGUGACGAAUGACCCCCAGUGGAUGCGAGGUCACGGCACAUACGUCCCCGACGACAGCACUGAAAUCGUUUCCACGGUCGCUGGCACAGUCCUGAAGACGAACAAGCUCCUCUCCAUCACACCCCUCCGCACUCGUUACAUACCAGAAAUUGGCGAUCUUGUCGUCGGCCGCAUCGUCGAGGUUCAGUCUAGGCGUUGGCGCGUCGAUAUCUCGGCCCCACAGCUCGCCGGUCUCCCUUUGUCUGCUAUCAACUUGCCUGGUGGUAUCCUGCGUAAGAGAACGGCGGUAGACGAGUUGAACAUUAGGACUUUCUUCACCGAGGGAGACCUGCUGGUAGCUGAGGUUCAGACCAUCCACCAGGACGGGGCUGCGUCGCUACACACAAGAAGCUUGAAGUACGGAAAGCUGCGCAACGGAUACUUCUUGGCUGUAUCCGGCACGGGCGGCGGCGGCGGUAGACAAGGUGGCGUUGCUCGGUCGAGACGCCAGGUCUUCACGCUAAGCACAAGCCGUGGCGGAGAGAUUGACAUUGUCCUCGGCGUCAACGGCUAUAUUUGGAUUUCGAAACAUGUGGAGCCUCCCAAUGCGGGUAAGGAUGUGAGCAUCACUCGCAUAGAAGAGAGCGUGUCGAAGGAAGUUUACUCGAGUCAGAACGAUGACAUCGACGUUGAGACAAGAAGAGAGAUUGCCCGAGUUGCCGGAGUGAUACGAGCCCUUGUCGAAUCAGGCGUCCGUGUCGAUGAAGACACGGUUGUGAAGGGUUACGAGGCCGCCCUGGAGCUGGAGUUCGAGGAGGCGGGCGACGGAAAACAGGGAGCAUACUACCUCGGAGGGGAACGGGGAAGAAGGAUUGUGGAGAUUGCUCUCAGCAAUGCUUGA
This is a messenger RNA of Diplodia corticola, 1053 nucleotides long. RefSeq names its product exosome complex exonuclease rrp4. NCBI's taxonomy places the organism in Eukaryota, Fungi, Ascomycota, Dothideomycetes, Botryosphaeriales, Botryosphaeriaceae. The record is from RefSeq and is a predicted model, not a curated record. The transcript has 2 exons. Gene Ontology annotation, molecular function: RNA binding. The coding region runs from base 1 to 1053 and encodes 350 amino acids. Gene Ontology annotation, cellular component: nuclear exosome (RNase complex); cytoplasmic exosome (RNase complex). Gene Ontology annotation, biological process: CUT catabolic process; TRAMP-dependent tRNA surveillance pathway; U4 snRNA 3'-end processing.